UAUUCUCAGAUUCGGACCCUCAUUUUCAUUUGGAUGAAAAUAUGAUUACAGAACAUGUACUUAAGUUGAGAAACACACAACAUACCAUGUUUAUAAUGAUGGAUUUCAAUAAAUAACAAGUUUUUGUAGGCUUCUGUUCUGAGAAAAAGCAUGUUUUGACUGAUCUUGACAGUUUCGGUAAACAUGAGUUUGAGUUGCAAUAAAAUGUCAGUUUUUUCCCCCCAGGAAUUCUGAAAAGAUAACGCCAGGAUGAAACACUGCAGUGCUUCCUUGGAGAUAUUGCCUGGGUUCUCAAAAAGAAUCUUGUAGAGGCACCAGAGGACACUCUGACUACAGACUACAGUGGAACUAUUGUCCCAGCAAAACAGAGAAAGCCCAGUGGACACCUCAGACACGACAGGGAAUACUCAAGUCAAGACCGCAGUUGAUCCAACCGCACAGCAUAACAGAGAAGGCCCAGAUGACAUUUCAGAGACGUCAGAGGACACUCCAGUCAAGACUGCAGUUGAUCCUCCUCACAGCGUGACAGAAAAAGCCCAGAUGACAUCUCAGAGAAGUCAGAGGACACUCCAGUCAAUACUGCAGUUGAAUCAUCCUCACACUCACAGCACGACAGAGAAAGCCCAGGUGACAUCUCAGAGAUAUCAGAGGACACUCCAGUCAAGACCACAGUUGAUUCAACCACACAGCAUGACAGAGAAGGCCCAGAUGACAUCUCAGAGACGUCAGAGGACACUCCAGUCAAUACUGCAGUUGAAUCGCCCUCACAGCCGGUCAGAGAAAGCCCAGACAACAUCUCAGAGACGUCAGAGGACACUCCAGUCAAGACUGCAGUUGAAUCCUCCUCACAGCGUGACAAAGAAAGCCCAGAUGACAUCUCAGAGAAGUCAGAGGACACUCCAGUCAAUACUGCAGUUGAAUCAUCCUCACACUCACAGCACGACAGAGAAAGCCCAGGUGACAUCUCAGAGAUAUCAGAGGACACUCCAGUCAAGACCACAGUUGAUCCAGCCCCACAUCAUGACAGAGAAGGCCCAGACAACAUGUCAGAGACGUCAGAGGACUCUCCAGUCAAGACUGCAGUUGAAUCGUCCUCCCAGCCUGACGGAGAAAGCCCACACAACAUUUUAGAGAUGUCAGAGGAUACUCCAGUCAAGACUGCAGUUGAUCCAACCACACAGCAUGACAGAGAAAGCCCAGAUGACAUCUCAGAGACGUCAGAGGACACUCCAGUCAAGACUGCAGUUGAUCCAACCACACAGCAUGACAGAGAAAGCCCAGAUGACAUGUCAGAGACGUCAGAGGACACUCCAGUCAAGACAUCAAGAGAAGAAAUUGAAUUUGUUCCUUCAUCACCUGUUGCCUCCGAAUCAAGUGGCAGCAUUACUUUUCCAAUGCACAAUCACUGGAGAAAGUCUCUUGUGGGUUCCAAGGAAGGUGUACGUUUGCCAGUUGAUGGGGAAGUUAAUGAUUCUGAGUGGGAUUCUGAUGAUGAUUAUGACCCCUCCUCUGCAACAAGUGAUGAUGACUCGGAUAGUGAAGUAUCAAUUCCUGAAGAAAACCAAUACAACACAACUGAAGAUAAAAACGCCUCGGAUCUCUCAGAAGAAGACGAAAUCCUACGAGAUAUAAAUGUUCCGGCAAUUCAUCUCAGAAAAGUCAAAACAUCAAUGACAACAUCUUUGGGCAAAAGAAAAAAAAAGGAUCGUGUUCAAAACAGUGUUCAUGCGUGUCUGUACUGUGGUAAAAUUGUGCAGCACAUUCCUUCUCACAGGUCUAAGCAUGCAAAUGAAAAGGAAGUAAAAGAAAUCAUUAACCA
Messenger RNA from Patiria miniata (bat star), 1819 nucleotides. RefSeq names its product mediator of RNA polymerase II transcription subunit 15-like. Lineage: Eukaryota; Metazoa; Echinodermata; Asteroidea; Valvatida; Asterinidae. The record is from RefSeq and is a predicted model, not a curated record. The transcript is spliced from 2 exons. The coding region runs from base 541 to 1131 and encodes 196 amino acids.